Phasianus colchicus (ring-necked pheasant) is the source of this 2874-nucleotide messenger RNA. It is a transcript of the gene RCAN2, whose product is annotated as regulator of calcineurin 2. Gene Ontology annotation, cellular component: nucleus; cytoplasm. Gene Ontology annotation, biological process: calcium-mediated signaling. Gene Ontology annotation, molecular function: calcium-dependent protein serine/threonine phosphatase regulator activity; nucleic acid binding. NCBI's taxonomy places the organism in Eukaryota, Metazoa, Chordata, Aves, Galliformes, Phasianidae. The record is from RefSeq and is a predicted model, not a curated record.
CGAUGCGCGGCCGCUGUCGGUGCGUUCCGCUGCUGCCCGGCCGUUGCGGCAGAGCUGGGAGCUGUGGGUGCCCGUCUGCCGCGAGCUGACGGAGGGCUGAGCGCCGGGAGCGGACAAAACUCGCAGAAAGAGCGAACUCGUUGGGGAUGAGGGGUGACUCCUACUUGUUUGGAAUGCGAGGCCUUGGGCACUAUGGCUGCAUUGCAGAGGAUGGAGGACAGUUCUUACUCUACUCUAUAAAUGGUGACAGCGAUUUAAAGAGAUGUUUCACGGAAGAAGAUUUUCAUGAAAUCAUUGACUUCAACGACCUCCCGAAUUCUCUCUUUGCUUGUAAUGUUCACCAGUCUGUAUUUGAAAGCAUGGACAGUAAGGAAAAAUUUGAAGGCCUGUUCCGUGCCUACGACGACUGUGUGACAUUCCAGCUGUUUAAGAGCUUCAGACGCGUGCGGAUAAAUUUUAGUAGUCCCAAAUCAGCUGCUCGUGCCAGAAUAGAGCUGCAUGAAACACAGUUCAGAGGAAAGAAGUUAAAGUUGUAUUUUGCGCAGAUUCAGACCUCUGAGACAGAUGGAGACAAGCUUCAUUUGGCUCCGCCACAGCCUGCAAAACAGUUUCUCAUCUCGCCUCCAGCCUCCCCACCUGUAGGGUGGCAGCCCAUAGACGAUGCAACACCUGUCAUCAACUACGACCUCCUUUAUGCAGUUUCUAAGCUAGGACCAGGAGAGAAAUACGAGCUACAUGCAGGAACAGAAUCCACCCCCAGUGUGGUAGUGCACGUCUGCGACAGUGACAUGGAAGAAGAUGAGGACCCAAAGAAUUCUCCAAAGCCAAAAAUCAUUCAAACUCGGCGCCCUGGCCUUCCACCUCCUGUAUCUAACUGAGCCUCCCGGCAGCAGCAGCCCUUCUCUCCUCCAGCACAGCUCUUGAGUUUUUUGUUUGCUUUCUUUUUCUUUUCUUCUUUUUAUUUUCGAAGGCAGACAUUGCCGUUUGAGUACCAGGACAAUAAGCUCAUUGAAAUCCCUGUGCAGUAAUCAAGCCUAUGUAACAAAAGGGCUAGGAAAAAAAAAAAAAAGAUCUUUGUAAUAUGUAACCAUAUCACACACCAACUAAUAGAUUUGCUGGGAAGGACAAAGCAAGGCUGAAGCAGGGAGGGUUUCAGGCUGAGGUUUUGCACAGCUGUAAUUUGCAUGCUGAAACACCACCAGAGAGAUCCUUCACAGUGGGUGACUGGGCUGAUAGGCUUGAGAUGCAAACGCCCAGAACGCUUGCUGUGCCCUUCAUCAAGGAGCCUCUUUCUCUGCCCUCGGUUCCCUGCAGACCUCAGUCUUUCCCUUUCCUCCUUGUCUUUAAAGGGAAGGCCGUGCGUUGUUUCUAAUCUCCUCGCAGCUUGGUGGCCUUGUCACCCCUCUGGAAUUUUCUGUAAGGAAUGCCAUUCCUGCAAGCUUUUUAGGAGACAACAGGAAAAUGCCCUCUUCAGCAGCACUGAGCUGUGCCCUCGUGGAGAUGGGUGGGCUGAGGGGAGAGGCAGCUGCUGAAGCUUUCCGUGCCUAUCAGCCAUGUGUGCGAGGAGCAGGAAGGACUGUCAUUCUAUCUUCCAUAAAGGUAGGAGUGGUACUUCUCUCUGAGUUUGAGGAGGGAGAGCCUGUCUGCUCGUUGCUCUGUGUCACUGCUGUAAGUUCCAGCAGUGGUGGAGGCUGAAUGCUUUCCUGGCCGUGUGUUGGGCCUGAGUCUCACUGAUUACAUCCCUAAGAUCCAGUUCUUUUCACCCUCCUUUUCCUGUGCUUUAAAGCCCUCCUUGAGCUGUAUGCAGUUUGGUUUGUGGAGGUGAGGAGAUGUUGGUGUUCUUUUGUUGGUUUUUUUCUUACUUUAUUUUUUUUAGGCCAAAGAAAACAGGACCAUAAUGACACACUUGAAAUUAGACUGCAUGCAACCGAGUCCCCUUUUUUCACUCUGUCCCGCAUGUUUCUUUCACUUGCAAUGUAUCCUGAGUUACAGAAACUGUUCUGUGUGUCACCGUGGCUGACAGCAGGCAGAUGCUGGGCUCCCUGUCUGCUACACCUUCCAUGAUGGCUUUUUUCAUGUGUAUUUGUCAUGUUGAGAAGAUAUUUUCUAGCCAUUUGAGCUCAGAUUUUGCAUAUACUUAAGCAUGCGCUUAAUUUAUGCACAUGAGUAGUUCCACUGGAAUUAAUACUGCAGAAAAUCGAGCAUAUGUGUAAGAUACAGUGGGAUUUUUGAGCUAAUGAGCUGCAGCUGUACUCCCCCAAAUGACUACAAACGGCGCAGUGAGAUCCCAUGGUUUAAAAUCCUUUAAAGUAAGCGAAUGAAUCUUGGAAGCUCAUUCCAGGAUCUAAAAAGUCAGCUUAGGCUGUGCAAUCAGGCUUCUUCUCGUAACACCAAACGUUCAGCUUUCCAAGGGAGGGCUCCAUUCCACCCUGAGUUAGCAGAGAGCCUACAGGCUGCACUGAGGCCGGCUCAGCCCUGUGCUGUGGGCUCUGCAGUGCCUCCAGGCAGAAGGGCAGGUCGUGCUGUCGGCCACAGCAGGAGGUGCCAGCCUCACGUGGAUGGAGAGGGCGUCUUCAGAAGGAAGAAUUCACCAUCCUCAUCCACUUUGUCCUCUGACCACCACAGCUCCUCGGUGUUCCUGUUGAAAUUAGUGCUUAUCGUAGUCUGUAUCUCUAACGUGGUAACUGUCAGUACUCUGUGGGCAUCGUCGUGUGAGUGGCACUCAGAGAAGCACGCUGAACGCAGCAGAGCCUGAGCGAAGAUGGACGUUAGUAUCUUCAUGUCAGAGUAAAGUUGUCUUCAAGUAACUCCUCAGAGGCGUCACUCCAAUUAUUCAUUUAGAGUUGAUUGAAAUAAAUAAUUGUUACUUGCUGC